This is a messenger RNA of Ornithorhynchus anatinus (platypus), 1099 nucleotides long. Its product is annotated as cytochrome b reductase 1. The coding region runs from base 333 to 1037 and encodes 234 amino acids. The record is from RefSeq and is a predicted model, not a curated record. Gene Ontology annotation, molecular function: oxidoreductase activity. Gene Ontology annotation, cellular component: lysosomal membrane. Lineage: Eukaryota; Metazoa; Chordata; Mammalia; Monotremata; Ornithorhynchidae. The transcript is spliced from 5 exons.
GAUGGCCAUGGAGGGGUCCCGGGCCUUCUUGGGUCUGCUGGUGUCGGCAUUGCUGGUGGGCUUCCUGGCCGCGGUGCUCACCGUCGUCUGGGCCCUGCGCUACCGGGACGGGCUCGGCUGGGACGGCGGCUCGGCCGAGUUCAACUGGCACCCGGUCCUCAUCGUCGGCGGCUUCGUCUUCCUGCAGGGCAUCGGUGUCUGCUGCUACCAGACUGAGCGUGUAUUGUAGCUGACAAGUAAAUUUGGAUAUGGAGAGUGGAAGAAAACACAUCAGGAUUGGCUAGCAUUUUGUAUUACACAGAAAUGGAAGUUCAGAUUUCAAGCAGUGCAUCAUGAGAUUGAGGGCAAAACUUAAGAGCCACAAUUUUCACAAAGCUAUCAUUGUAUACAGACUACCCUGGACCUGGAAAUGCAGCAAACUCCUGAUGAAACUCAUCCAUGCUGGGUUAAAUACCAUAGCUAUGAUUCUUGCAGUUAUUUCUCUGGUAGCAGUUUUUGAUUUCCAUAACGCCAAGAACAUUCCUAACAUGUACAGUCUGCACAGCUGGAUUGGGCUGACUGCUGUAAUACUUUAUGUCUCACAGCUCCUUGUAGGUCUAUUUGUAUUUCUACUUCCAUUUGCUCCUCCUUCUCUUCGAGCACUUCUCAUGCCAUUUCACAUUUAUUCCGGUCUUCUCAUCUUCGGAACAGUGAUUGCAACGGCACUUAUGGGAUUGACAGAGAAACUGAUCUUUUCAUUGAAAAAUACUUAUAGUACAUCCCCACCAGAAGGUAUUUUUGCCAAUGUCCUUGGCAUUCUGAUUCUGGUCUUUGGCGCUCUCAUUUUUUGGAUAGUCACCAGACCCCAAUGGCAACGUCCUAAAGAACCAAGUUUGAAACUUCUUCAUCCAAAUGGAAGCACACCAGAGGGUGCAGAAUGCUCUAUGGUAACAGACUGCAGCAAUACAGACAAGACUGAUGUGGAGUUCAACAGCGAAGUAGCCGCAAGAAAACGAAAUCUCAAUCUUGAUGAGGCUGGACAGAGGUCUACCAUGUAGAGAAUAGUAUUGAAUAGCCGGAGUCAUAUGGUCCUGUCAAUAAAAGCUACUGCUCCAGGUCA